Molecule: messenger RNA, 1285 nt
Organism: Pecten maximus
Lineage: Eukaryota; Metazoa; Mollusca; Bivalvia; Pectinida; Pectinidae
Exons: 5
Coding region: 29-1285 (418 amino acids)
Source: RefSeq, a predicted model, not a curated record
UGUCUGUAAACAGUGUACCAGUAGUGUGAUGGUGUCAGAAUCUAUACCUCUGUUGAGUACAUCAGAUGUCUGUAAACAGUGUACCAGUAGUGUGAUGGUGUCAGAAUCUAUACCUCUGUUGAGUACAUCAGAUGUCUGUAAACAGUGUACCAGUAGUGUGAUGGUGUCAGAAUCUAUACCUCUGUUGAGUACAUCAGAUGUCUGUAAACAGUGUACCAGUAGUGUACAUGUGAUGGUGUCAGAAUCUAUACCUCUGUUGAGUACAACAGACGUCUGUAAACAGUGUACCAGUAGUGUAAUGGUGUCAGAAUCUAUACCUCUGUCGAGUACAACAGAUGUCUGUAAACAGUGUACCAGUAGCGUGAUGGUGUCAGAAUCUAUACCUCUGUUGAGUACAACAGAUGUCUGUAAACAGUGUACCAGUAGAGUAAUGGUGUCAGAAUCUAUACCUCUGUUGAGUACAACAGAUGUCUGUAAACAGUGUACCAGUAGUGUACAUGUGAUGGUGUCAGAAUCUAUACCUCUGUUGAGUACAUCAGAUGUCUGUAAACAGUGUACCAGUAGUGUACAUGUGAUGGUGUCAGAAUCUAUACCUCUGUUGAGUACAACAGAUGUCUGUAAACAGUGUACCAGUAGUGUGAUGGUGUCAGAAUCUAUACCUCUGUUGAGUACAUCAGAUGUCUGUAAACAGUGUACCAGUAGUGUGAUGGUGUCAGAAUCUAUACCUCUGUUGAGUACAUCAGAUGUCUGUAAACAGUGUACCAGUAGUGUACAUGUGAUGGUGUCAGAAUCUAUACCUCUGUUGAGUACAUCAGAUGUCUGUAAACAGUGUACCAGUAGUGUACAUGUGAUGGUGUCAGAAUCUAUACCUCUGUUGAGUACAUCAGAUGUCUGUAAACAGUGUACCAGUAGUGUGAUGGUGUCAGAAUCUAUACCUCUGUUGAGUACAACAGAUGUCUGUAAACAGUGUACCAGUAGUGUGAUGGUGUCAGAAUCUAUACCUCUGUUGAGUACAACAGAUGUCUGUAAACAGUGUACCAGUAGUGUGAUGGUGUCAGAAUCUAUACCUCUGUUGAGUACAUCAGAUGUCUGUAAACAGUGUACCAGUAGUGUGAUGGUGUCAGAAUCUAUACCUCUGUUGAGUACAUCAGAUGUCUGUAAACAGUGUACCAGUAGUGUGAUGGUGUCAGAAUCUAUACCUCUGUUGAGUACAACAGAUGUCUGUAAACAGUGUACCAGUAGUGUACAUGUGAUGGUGUCAGAAUCUAUACCUGUGUUGUGUUAA